Molecule: messenger RNA, 1317 nt
Organism: Zasmidium cellare ATCC 36951
Lineage: Eukaryota; Fungi; Ascomycota; Dothideomycetes; Mycosphaerellales; Mycosphaerellaceae
Exons: 3
Coding region: 1-1317 (438 amino acids)
Biological process (GO): glycolytic process
Cellular component (GO): phosphopyruvate hydratase complex
Molecular function (GO): magnesium ion binding; phosphopyruvate hydratase activity
Source: RefSeq, a predicted model, not a curated record
AUGGGUAUCAGCAAGAUCCACGCCCGUUCCGUCUACGACUCUCGUGGCAACCCAACCGUCGAGGUUGACAUUGUCACCGAGACUGGUCUCCACCGCGCCAUCGUCCCAUCCGGUGCAUCCACUGGUUCCCACGAGGCCUGCGAGCUGCGUGACGGUGACAAGAGCAAGUGGGGCGGCAAGGGUGUGACCAAGGCCGUCGCCAAUGUCAACGACAAGAUCGCCCCAGAGCUGAUCAAGGCCAACCUUGACGUCAAGGACCAGUCUGCUGUGGACGGCUUCCUCAACAAGCUCGAUGGCACUCAGAACAAGACUGAGCUUGGUGCCAAUGCCAUCCUCGGUGUCUCCAUGGCUGUGGCCAAGGCUGCCGCUGCGGAGAAGCGUGUCCCACUCUACGCCCACAUCAGCGAUCUCGCCGGAACCAAGAAGCCAUACGUCCUUCCAGUGCCAUUCAUGAACGUUCUCAACGGCGGCUCGCACGCCGGUGGUCGCCUUGCUUUCCAGGAGUUCAUGGUCGUCCCAUCUGAGGCACCCAGCUUCAGCGAGGCCAUGCGCCAGGGCUCCGAAGUCUACCAGAAGCUCAAGACUCUCGCCAAGAAGAAGUACGGCCAGUCUGCUGGCAACGUCGGUGACGAGGGUGGUGUUGCCCCAGAUAUCCAGACUGCCGAUGAGGCUCUUACUUUGAUCACCGAUGCCAUUGAGCAGGCCGGCUACUCCGGAAAGGUCAAGAUCGCCAUGGACGUCGCCUCCUCCGAGUUCUACAAGACCGACGCCAAGAAGUACGAUCUCGACUUCAAGAACCCAGACAGCGACCCAGAAAAGUGGGUCACCUACGAGCAGCUUGCCCAGCAGUACCGCGACCUCUCAGCCAAGUACCCAAUCGUUUCCAUUGAGGACCCAUUCGCUGAGGAUGACUGGGAGGCCUGGAGCUACUUCUACAAGAACUCCGACUUCCAGCUUGUCGGUGAUGACUUGACUGUCACCAACCCAACCUUCAUCAAGAAGGCCAUCGAGACCAAGGCUUGCAACGCUCUCCUGCUCAAGGUCAACCAGAUCGGUACCAUCACCGAAGCCAUCCAGGCCGCCAAGGAUGCCUACGGUGCUGGCUGGGGUGUCAUGGUUUCUCACCGCUCUGGCGAGACUGAGGAUGUCACCAUCGCCGACAUUGCCGUUGGUCUCCGCUCCGGUCAAAUCAAGACUGGCGCACCAGCGCGAUCUGAGCGUCUGGCCAAGCUCAACCAGAUCCUGCGUAUCGAGGAGGAGCUCGGCAGCAAUGCCAUCUACGCUGGCAACAAGUUCCGCACUGCCGUGAACAUCUAA